Messenger RNA from Camellia sinensis, 1498 nucleotides. Lineage: Eukaryota; Viridiplantae; Streptophyta; Magnoliopsida; Ericales; Theaceae. The record is from RefSeq and is a predicted model, not a curated record.
UUAUUUAAGAAAUAUAAUUUGUGAUUGAAUUUAAUUAUGAAAUGUUUUAAUUUUUUUUUUUAACAUAUAAUUUGAUGAGUGAGUUUGAGAUUUGUAAUUAUUUUUUGGAUCGGACUUAGGCAGAUAUAGAGGCCUGAUGUUAGGGUCGGGCCAGGUUUGGACAGACACAAAGUCUCUUAUUAGUGUUGGCCUGGCCUGAACCUGGCCUGACCCGACGUGAUGUUUGUCCACCCCGUAGAACUUAACCCCAAAAACUAGCUAUUGAGGUGAGAGUGCCUUCACGCUUAUUUACUACAUAUUAAUUUAGUACUCAAAUGAUUUGGGACUUCGUUUCACAUAAACAACCAAUCCACUAUAAAUUUUGAUGCAGCUCAAACAGAGUACAUGAAUGGGAUCACUGUGGAGAUGAUAAUGAUAUCCUUUUUCAUAAAUUUUAAAUCCUCACAUACAUAAAUGCAUUUGUAGAUAAAUUAGGUACUCUAAAAGAUUAACUUCCUACUAAAAUAUAAGGUCUUCUUCAUUAGUGAAAGCUUAUAAUAAUAUGCACAAUUAAAAUUCUCCAUUUUCCCACUUGCAUUACUUUCAGGCUUUGCAUAGCACUCCAAGGCACAUAUGCAAUUCUACUAGGAUAUCUCUGUAGAGCUAGUCUGCCCAUUCCUUGUUGGACUUGUAUAUGUGCAACGGGUAGAUCACUAUAGUGUGCCCGUUACAUAAGAUACCGCCUUUUCUUGCUGACCCUCACACCAUAAUUCAUGUGACUCUCAUGAUAUAUAGUUGUUAACACAAAUUAACAUCAAGAGAAUCUAAUGGAACUCCAGUGCAAAGUCCACAAAGGUUUUUCACUCUUUGUUUUGUCAUGCAUAGGUGAAAACAGAGCAUAAUGAGAGAAUGACAACAUCGAUCGAAUUAUUUGAUUCUGCAGAGAGAUGGGAAGAAUUCGAAGAUGUCAUCCCAAACUUUUCAGAUACCUCAAUAAAAUCAAAUACAUUGCUAGAGCAUAUGAAUAUGACCAAAGAUGAAUCUGAUUAUCUUUGGUAUACCUUCAGGUUUCAACAAAACUCAACAUGCACCAAGCCAUUACUACAUAUCGAAUCUCUUGGACAUGUUGUUCAUGUUUUUGCCAACAAAAUGUAUUUUGGAACUGCACAUGGAAGCCAUGAUGUCAAGGGAUUAACUUUUGAGAACUCAAUAUUGUUAAAUAAUGACAUAAGCAAUAUAUCAGUACUAAGUGUAAUGGUUGGAUUGCCGGACUCGGGACCUUUUCUCGAGAAAAGAUUUGCUGGAUUGACGAGUGUGGAGAUUCGAUGCUCUGAAGAAGUUUACAAUUUUACCGACCAUGAAUGUGGAUAUCAAGUUGGGCUUUUGGGAGAGAAGUUGCACAUAUAUGAUGAACAAAAUCUAAGUAACGUGGAUUGGAGUAAAACCAGAAUCUCCACUAAUCAGCCACUCACUUGGUAUAAGGUAUUCAAUAAUGCAAGUAGGUUUUCAUGUUUAUAGU